AGCUCAGUUUAGGCUGGGCAACCGUUGGAGCAGAGGCUAGAGCCAUGGGGGGUUAGGUUAGAGUUGUCUGCAAGAUUAGAAUUUCGCGAUUACCUAUUUUGAUUUUCACAAUCAAAACAGUGUCCGUAGUUCGUGGAGUAUCUGUGGAAACCAGUGCAGUGUUCCGUGAAUCAAUAACAGCUGUGGAUCGUGUGCAGGUGUGAUGACCUAUAUUCGCAAGUGUAAUCAAUGGAUUUUAUUACACCCUUGUGAGUAAUGAGGGAUGAGUUUUAUUACGAUUUAUGUAAUUGUGUGAAGGCUUUUAGAAAUACCUUUUAAAUUAAAACAUUCGUAACAAAUUGAUUCUUGGUCGCUUACACUAAACAAAAAAUAAAUAGGGUAAACAUUAAUUAAAAUUUUGUUUUAAUUAAACAAUUUUUAAUUAAACAACGUUAAUGAGCAAUGUGAACUUAGCUUUCAACUCUUAUUAGUUAAAACGAGUGUUUACAAAGUUGACAACCGAAGUGUCACUGUGUUAGGAAAUCAAAACAUUAAACUUGUGUAUUUUUUAUUAUGUGUCUGUGCCUGAAGGAUCAAAUAAGUGUACCGUUUGGAACCAGGUGCUUGACCCAAAACAAAAAGCUGUUCCAACAUCUCACCAAACCGGAAAACCUGGGACUUACGUUUACAGUGAUGUGAGAUCCGAGCUUGGGUCAUGGGAGCCAACAUGGGCAAGAACUCCUCCUUCCUGGACUCUCUGCCCUCGACCCAGGCUACUCUCCACGUGGUCAUGUUGGGACUGGACAGCGCUGGCAAGACCACCGCACUCUACCGGCUCAAGUUCGACCAGUACCUCAACACAGUGCCCACCAUAGGCUUCAACUGCGAGAAGGUCAAAGGAACUCUGGGAAGAGCGAAAGGCAUCAACUUCCUCGUCUGGGACGUCGGAGGGCAAGAGAAACUACGGCCGCUCUGGAAGUCGUACACCAGAUGCACCGACGGUAUUGUGUUUGUGCUGGACUCUGUUGACGUGGAGAGAAUGGAAGAGGCCAAGAUGGAACUAGUGAGGACCGCUAGGUCUCCGGAAAACACGGGAGUUCCUAUCCUGAUCCUGGCGAACAAGCAGGACCUUCCGGGAGCCAGGGAACCCAAGGAGCUCGAGAAACUUCUAGGACUCCACGAACUGGGCGGGUGUACCCACUCGUGGCAUAUCCAACCUGCCUGUGCCAUCACGGGGGAUGGUCUUCACGAAGGGAUGGAGGCCUUGUACGAGAUGAUUCUGAAGAGGAGGAAACUCGCGAAACAGUGCAAGAAAAAGACUAGAUAAAACAACACUAGUAGCCUGUACAGUCUUCUCCGUCUGUUCUUGUUUUGUUGUAGAUGUUGCUGUUUUGGCAAAGUGUCCGUUGAGGAAGCACAAUGAAGAAUCUUUGCAAAAUUGACAAAAUACUUUAGUGACAACUAGCUCUUCACCGGAUUGAAUGUCUUCUCUCAUUUUAACGCUCAUUCCCGUUGUUAUAGUUUGUGUUACCAAAAAUUACAUAUAAUUUAAAUUUAUCAAGUAACUGUAUACUUUAUUAAACAGAGACAAACAAUUGUUAGCUACAAAAGGUUGACAGGCAUAAAAAGAAUCUGUCAAACAUUCACAGUGAUCACACUUUUCUUUAAUAUAAAACGCCUCUGGGUGAUAUGAAUAUUUUAAGUGUAAUUUCCAACAGUUGAUGAGCAUAAAAGUGUUAAAACCCUCCUAAUUUUCAAACUGUUUUCAACACUUGAAAGGCCAAUUUAUAAAACAGUCCUGUCGAAAACGAGGUCAUAGCAAAACUUAUCGGCUAAUGCAUUGGCACUGUGGUUGGUCGGUUAGUGGUUCACUCGACCUACUUUGGUAGCCAAAUAAUUUAUCGAACUACUUACACUCAAAACUGUUAGUUAACCCAUUUAAGUCAGUGAAUAGGACACUUUGCUUUAACAGUUUUAACCCGUAACCGUUGUACAUAAGAUAUUUCUAUUUAUGUAAAUACCCUUUAGACUGUGUAAACCCACCUAUCUGCGACCAAUUAUAUACGCUAGACGUAUUCAAGCGGGUAAAUAAAUUCUGACGGCGCAAUUUUAAUUUUAAUCGAAAUAAAAUAGUCCAUUAUAUUAAUUUGUGCCUUAUCGUAAUCUUUGGAAGUGACAUUCUUUUGUAAGUGAUAUAGGAAAAUAAAUUCAGAAUUUCGUAGACUGUAGUAAACACUAAUAUAUAUAAUGUUAAAGCACAAAAUAUCUAAGGAUGGAGUUAACCGUCAAUAUUUAAUUUUGAAACAAUUUGAAGUAAUGAUGAAUUUGGAAAUUUGUUUAGUUUUAAUAAUUUAUUCACCCAACUUUUCUGAGAUUUUCAUUCAAUUCAUUCCGGUUCUGCUCUACUAUACACUCAGAGCACUAGAGAUCGAGAUACGCCACGAUUGGAGAUAAACCUGUUUUUGUUCUGGGGUUUGAUUAGUAAACCGGAAAUGAAAUUCGUUGAACCGGAAGUGAAUUUUGGUUCCGGUGGGCAAAGAGAACGGAGAGCGAAUCAAUAUAGGGUCACGAGUUGAGUUCGUGCGAAACGUCUGCUUACGUCAUAAAAUUGCAUAACUAAAAAUUACCACGGUGACCUUUAGAUUUUGAUUCGAGUCUUUUGUUACCAUAUUUGAGUGGCGGAUUUUGCAAUCUUAUAUUGUUUAUACAUCUUUCUACAGAAUUACCUACAUUAAAAUUAUUUAAUACGCGUAAACAAUUUUUAAUAAAAAAGAAACUAUGUUGUUUUAAAAUCAAACCUCUAAUGAAUUCUCUGUUAAAGUUCUCUGUUAUUAAGUUCAAAAAACUAUUAAAAAAACCUCAAUGCAUCAUCAUCAAUUCAAAUUGUUUCUAUUAAUACUCAGUAGGCCUAACUAACCAGCCAUUUCGCAGUUCAGAUUUCACACCACUAUUCGUAUUAGAAAAAAUGCCAGAACAAUAAAUAGAUAAGAUUUCCCAGUAAUAUUCCACAAUAGAAUCUUUCAGCAUAAGCUAGUCACAGUAAACUCUACUCGUAUAUUUUCUUAUACGCUCAUAAUUUUAAUCAACGUAGGAAAUUGUUUAAACUGCAUUUCAUGAAAUGGGUUGUGUUAGUUUGAUAUAUGUGUCAAAUGUAUUAAAACUCUGUUUUUUUCCUACACUUGACAUUUUUUCAACUAAUGUUAUUUUAAACUUGCUAAAUCAGUUAACCCUUCACAUGAAUGUAUAAUCUGCUAUAUUUUGAACCUCUUUCCCUGCGGUUAUAUUUUGUGCAAAAAUCAAAAUUAGUCGUAUCUAUUUUUAUAUAAAACGGCAUAUUUUAAUCGUUUAUGCUUGACUGAAAAUGUUUGUUGUUUUCCGAGUUUGUUUCUAUAUUGAAUGUUUUCCGUGUCGGUGUUAUGCUUUGUUUGUUAUACUAGUCAUGAGAAUUGUUAUUGUAUAUUUUGUUGUACAUAUGAUUUACCAUUAGUUUUGCUCAGUACCGCUUAACCUCGAGUCCGUGACGGGCGGUUUAUGUUUAGAUGUAGAUUUUGUAAUUAAUAUGCUUAAAAUUAUCAUGUUUAUAAAAUAAAGUAUAUAUUUAAUCGUAA
Molecule: messenger RNA, 3587 nt
Organism: Macrosteles quadrilineatus (aster leafhopper)
Lineage: Eukaryota; Metazoa; Arthropoda; Insecta; Hemiptera; Cicadellidae
Product: ADP-ribosylation factor-like protein 4A
Exons: 3
Coding region: 695-1306 (203 amino acids)
Biological process (GO): intracellular protein transport; vesicle-mediated transport
Cellular component (GO): cytoplasm
Molecular function (GO): GTP binding; GTPase activity
Source: RefSeq, a predicted model, not a curated record